This is a messenger RNA of Zingiber officinale, 1306 nucleotides long. RefSeq names its product GDT1-like protein 4. The record is from RefSeq and is a predicted model, not a curated record. Gene Ontology annotation, cellular component: Golgi apparatus. The coding region runs from base 153 to 578 and encodes 141 amino acids. Gene Ontology annotation, biological process: Golgi calcium ion homeostasis; Golgi calcium ion transport; manganese ion transmembrane transport. Lineage: Eukaryota; Viridiplantae; Streptophyta; Magnoliopsida; Zingiberales; Zingiberaceae. The transcript has 7 exons. Gene Ontology annotation, molecular function: manganese ion transmembrane transporter activity; calcium ion transmembrane transporter activity.
CUCUAUAAUUAGCCGGCAAAUCGAGCGGAGAUCGCGAUUUGGCGAUUCGUGGACUCCAUCGUGAGCCCACUCGCGUUCCCUCUUCCGAUUCAAUUUGCAGAGAUUUGACGCCGGGAGACUUCGGGGUUGGGUUGGAUUCGAGGAAGGCGGAGAUGGGGUUGUCUCUAAUCGAGGGUCUCACCAAAUCGCUAGCUAUGACCGUGCUAUCGGAGAUCGGCGACAAGACAUUCUUCGCUGCAGCGAUCUUGGCGAUGCGUCAUCCCCGCAAGGUUGUUUUAUCAGGAUGUUUAUUGGCCUUAAUCGUUAUGACCAUUUUGUCAGCCUGUCUUGGUUGGGCUGCUCCUAAUCUGAUUUCUCGCAAAUGGACACACCAUGUGACAACUCUACUGUUCUUUGGAUUCGGUUUUUGGUCGUUAUGGGAAGGAUUUACAGAAGAUGGCGAGGCUGAAGAAUUUGCAGAAGUAGAAGCUAAAUUGAGUGCUGAUUGGAAGGCUGAAGGAGUUAGCUCCAAAGACAAUCCUAAGGUUUUUGUGUGUGUUUGUGUGUUUCUGUAUAUGAAUUCUUAUGUUUUCAUAUGACAUUCAAACUACAGUCUAAUAUUUUCACUUUCCUGUCAUUUACCUAGCAACUGCAAGUUCAUGGGUAGAAUAACCAAGAACGUCUCAUUGUUGAAAUUUUUUCUUUGAGUCUGCUAAAUUUAUGUAGUGCUAAUUCCCAUCAAAAUGUAUGGUAUCGAGAUAAGUAGGCUUGUUCCUAGUGACAUCAGUUUUGCAAUGCAAGGGGGUUCUUUUGAGCCUUUACGGAUGCAGUAUUAACUACUAAAGAUUUAGUUGUGGAUUUAUUUAGUGCUGAUUCUUGUGAAACUGAAUAGUGUCAAGAUAGUUAAGUUUGUUUGAACUAAUGUCUACAUUGCAAUGGAAAUGGGUUCUUUUAAGCCUUUAUAGCAGCAAUAUUAACCACUAAAGAUUAGCCUGAGAAGAAACUAGAAGCAGCAGGAUAAUGAACAAUAACGCUUGAAUUAAUGGCUGUGAAGAAAUGGUAGGAAGCCAUAUCUCUAGGGGGUAUUUCUUUUCCACUUUUUGAUCUUGGUUGAUACCAAUGAUCCAUGUAACCAACCGUAUCACCUUAUCUACAUCUUAUUGUUGCUAGAAGUUUCCUAUUAUGAGGCUGGUUCUUUAGUUAGAGCAUUGUCAGCCUACCAGUGCAGUGUUUUUUUCAUUCUCUCAUAAAUUUCGAACAAGCAAGCAAUAUUUUCAUAAAGAAGAUAUUGUCAAUGGCUGAUCUAACUAAAUUAAUUUGAAGCAAA